UAAAGGCUCUCUUAGUCACGGCAGUGCUUUAUUGCCAGCCUUCCUAUACUUCUUGAAUCUGGUUUCUAAAGUUUAUUUUCCAUUUCAAAGUAACCUAUUUUGCAUGUGAUUAAUGCCUUAAAUUGUUAAUGGCAUUCACAAAGCCCUGGUUAAACUGUGCUUUGUUUGAGCAAUAAUCUACAUUCAUUAGUGAAAGGUUCAGCUUUCAACUGCAGGGUUCCUAUUUUUUGUUCAUUUUUCAAGAAAGAAGAUGCUACCCACAGCUCAGUGGAAAACUGAGUUAUCUCAGUGGAAAACUGGCAUUACCUCUAUUAUGAAACACAUGGUUUAAAAGUAUUGUUUGGCCUAGUUGAGAUUGACGAAUGCAAUCUGGUUCCUGCAAAUGCAAGUAUGUUAUUGCUGAAAGGGAGGGGGUUGAAAUGCUGACUGAGCUAAAUGUGUUGACCUCACACUGUUGGUUCAUGUCAGAAAGUAAUGGAUUAGAUGAUGACACAGUGAAUCUCACAUUGUGGUGGAAAUAAAUCAUUCUUGUUAAAAAACGUAAUGUAAUCACUGGCUAACGCUACUAAAACUAUUAUUUUUGUGAAGGGAAACUUGGAUCUGCUAGUUACUCUAUAAACUCAUGAAAAUAAUGUUUCUCUAAGCUUAUUUCCAUUCCACUCUGGUCUCCCUUGGUGUUGGCGAGAAAGAAAGCCACCACAUGUCAAGCCUUUGUUUAGGACUGGGCCGUGUUCCAAAGUUGAGUCUGAGAUGAAGUUUCAUCUUUGAGGAUAAGAAGAGAAAGCUGAACCUUGACCUCAUUCAGACUGCCUUCCAUUGGCUCCGGAGAAGUUGGGCUGAAUCAUCCUGAUUCAAGAGGCUGUGCAUUACAGUCAAGAUACGUACAGCAACAAGCUAUGGAGCGGAACCUCUUGCUUGAGUGGAUCAUGGUCGAGGUACAUUUAAGGACAUUUGACGACUAGGCUCCACCAAAUCCUGAUUCCUAUUCCUCUCGUGCCAGCGGCAGGCUGAGAUAAAGAGGGGAUCGAUGGCCAAGCCCCUCUACAGACUGCAGCGUUUCCUCCGGAGGGCCCAGCUGUUCCUGCUCUUCCUGGGUGUGGCCUACAUCAUGGCCGGGAGCGUUCUGCUACUCCAACGGGCCAACCUGGUGGUGACCCAGCGAGGGGCCACCAGCCCUCCACUGUCCUCCCUGCCCUCCUUACCCUCACCACCCUGGGCCCUGGGGAUGCCACCCGUGAGGGUAGGAGGCUACGGGGGCAGGAGUUCACAGAUCAUGUCCAGGGGACAGGGGUACAAGCCUGGGAGCCCGUUGGAUGACAGGACUGGAACACGAUGGCUCAUGUCGAGGAAUCUGGAGAUCCGACACCUGCGGCGGCGCUGGUUCCACAGCCUGAUGACGGAGAAGGAUAUGUCACAGGUGGAGAGGAGCACCCCCAGGAGGAAUGUGCCUCAAAAAGGUUCUUACAUGGGCUGCUUCCUGGACAAUUCCAAGGAGCGGGCUUUGAGAGGGUCUGUAUCCACUGAUUUCCGCAAAAUGACCAGCACCCUGUGCCAGGAUACCUGCUCAGCGAGUGGCUACCAGUUUGCUGGUCUGGAGUACGGGUCGGAGUGUUACUGUGGCAACCACAUCACCAGCCUGCGUGUGAGAGACGAGGAGUGUAACUUGGACUGUAAAGGGGAGAAAGGCUCCCCCUGUGGAGGUGUUGGGCGCCUGUCAGUGUUCACGGUGGAGGAUGUGCUUCCAGGUCAGAGGAGAUACAGGAACGUGCGCUACCGCGGCUGCUUCAGGGAGCCUGAGAACAGCUCCUCUACAUCUCUGGUCCAUGUGCUCCAGCCCAACCUCACCUCCCAGUCCUGCAUAGAGGCCUGCAUUAACAAGGAGUUUCCACUGGCUAUGCUGAGGAGUCCGGACUGUUUCUGUGGUUACGCUACUCCUGACUUCACUCUCCAUGAGCCGGCUGAGGAGGAGCACUGUUCACAGAGCAACACCACUGAGGAGGAGCACUGUUCACAGAGCAACACCACUGAGGCCUCCUUACCAUCAACCCUCCAGGGCUUCUACCAGGUCUACCAGACACCUGUCCAAGAUUCCAGAUGCACAGAGAGGAAGUUCCUACCGGAGAAGUCCAGUUCAUUGGUAGCGCUCUCUAGCUUCCCAGGAGCAGGCAACACCUGGGUUAGACACCUCAUAGAGUUGGCCACAGGAUACUACACAGGCAGCUACUACUUUGAUGGAACCCUUUACAACAGAGGCUUCAAAGGUGAGAAGGAUUACUGGAAGAGUGGUCGGACCAUCUGUGUGAAAACACAUGAGAGUGGGAGGAGAGAGAUAGAGAUGUAUGACUCUGUCAUCCUGCUGAUCAGGAGCCCGUACCGUUCCCUCAUGGCUGAGUUCAACAGGAAGUGUGCAGGACAUCUGGGAUACGCCUCUGAUCAGCACUGGAAGACCAAAGAGUGGCCUGAGUUUGUAGGCAGCUACGCCUCCUGGUGGGCGUCGCACGUACUGGACUGGCUGCGGUUCGGCCGGCGUGUCCUAGUGGUCCACUUUGAGGAACUCCAGACAGCGCUGGUGCCCAAGCUACGAUCCAUCACCUCCUUCCUCAACGCCACAGUGACCGAGGACAGACUGCUUUGUGCCGAGAGCAACCAGGAUGGACACUUCAAACGCUCCGGGGCCCGGCAGCCCACCUUCGACCCCUUCACACCCGACAUGAGAGGACUGAUAGAUGGACUGAUCCGUGCGGUGGACCAGGCUCUCCGGGACAGCAAUCACACAGGCCUUCCACUGGAGUACCUGCCCAGAUGAUGGACAGCUAAACUCUGAUAACCCUGAUCUCCACCUCGUCCACUACCCUGUCCCUCCUCGGUUUACACUGCCUUUUAGCUGUGGUGGCACAGAUGGAUGGGUACCCCCUAUUCAACCCAAGAGAAAGUGGUUCAUAUCAGGAGCGGGCCCUGCAAAGGAAACAUAGUCAUAUACACAGAGGCUAUUCUCACAGAACACUUUCUAUGUUUUAGAAGCACUGGUUUAUCAAAGAACUGUCUUUCUGUUUUAGAAGUGUUAGGCUUUUUGGGACAUUUCCUUAUUGGGGGUGAACUUAUAAGUGUACCAAACAAUGGAAACGGUUUCCUCUGUUUUAAAUCAACUCUAAAUAAACUGUACAUCCUAUAAGAACUAUAGGCUACAUCCUGUGGUUCAACCCACUUUUGAAUUUUGUUAUUGUGAUUAAAAUAUAAAAACUGUAUACAGUAUAUUGGAUUACAACAUAAUAAAGUGAUAUUUAAAAUA
This is a messenger RNA of Salvelinus fontinalis (brook trout), 3289 nucleotides long. Its product is annotated as WSC domain-containing protein 1-like. The record is from RefSeq and is a predicted model, not a curated record. The transcript has 10 exons. NCBI's taxonomy places the organism in Eukaryota, Metazoa, Chordata, Actinopteri, Salmoniformes, Salmonidae. The coding region runs from base 1028 to 2806 and encodes 592 amino acids.